GGUUGAACUGCAACAUUUUUAUAUGAGUCUGUGAUGGUUCUUUGAUAAACGUUCGAUUGUUUGUUCUUAUAAAAAUGUUUGAGGUGGAUGCGAUAUCCGCAGAUCACAAAGAUGUUAUUCAUGACGUUGUAUUUGACUAUUACGGACGUCGCAUGGCAACAUGUUCUAGUGAUCAAACGGUCAAAAUAUGGGAUGAGGAUGAACUAGGCAAGUUAACAGUUUCAAGCAGCUGGAAGGCACAUUCUGGUUCAAUUUGGCGCAUAUCAUGGGCUCAUCCGGAAUUUGGCCAAGUUUUGGCAACGUGUUCGUUUGACCGCACUGCUUCUGUUUGGGAAGAAGUUGCUGGUGAAAAAGUCGCAGCCACUAUGACUCCGGCUCGUAGAUGGGUUCGUCGAACAACGCUCGUUGACUCACGUACGAGCGUCACUGACGUAGAAUUCGCACCAAAAUACUUAGGCCUUUUAUUGGCAACGGUAUCCGCAGAUGGUAUAAUCCGAAUUUACGAAGCACCAGAUAUAAUGAACCUCUCACAGUGGCCUGUACAACACGAGAUAGCAAACAAAUUACCCCUGAGCUGUAUAUCGUGGAAUACUUCAGCAUACAUGUUAUCCUCGCACCUCAUAGCCGCCGGUAGUGAUGAUACUUCUAUGGAUACGGGUAAAGUCUUAAUCUUUGCAUAUAACGAAAGUGCCCGAAAAUGUGCGAAAGUUGAAACUAUAAACGAGAUAAAUGAACCUGUGACUGAUUUAGCUUUUGCCCCUGCUGCUGGUCGUCGAUUUCAUGUAUUAGCUGUUGCCAGUAGAGACCUUUAUAUUGUAAAUAUCCGUGGAAACAUGUCUAACAAUUCGUCUGGAAAUAUGAGUCUUGAUAUUCAAACCAUUCGGUUUAGCGAUCACAAUUGUCCAGUUUGGAGAGUAUGUUGGAAUAUGUUGGGAACAAUGCUUAUUUCCACCGGUGAUGAUGGAUGCGUUCGAAUAUGGCGAAUGAACUAUACACGAAAUUGGAAAUGCGCCGUAGUGUUAAAAGCUGAAGGAAGUUACCCUGCUUAUGAAUCAAGUCUCAACUCUCCUACAUUCACAGCCGCAGCUGCAGCUACUGCCAAAUACUAUAAAAAGGGAACAAUUAGCAAUCCAAACCAAGUUCCUUGGCACUAAUUUUCAUAUGUGUGCAGGUAUAUAUGGAUUCUUGUUCCCUUGUUUUUGAAAUUUAUAGAAUAUGUUUAAGGUGUUAGUGUAUUUCAUGAUAAAUAAGAAUAUUACAAUGCGAUAUAUCUACAUAUAUAACCGAACUGAAAUAUACCAAGCAAUUUUUAAA
Messenger RNA from Rhagoletis pomonella (apple maggot), 1314 nucleotides. Its product is annotated as nucleoporin seh1-like. The coding region runs from base 75 to 1154 and encodes 359 amino acids. Gene Ontology annotation, biological process: positive regulation of TORC1 signaling; cellular response to amino acid starvation. Gene Ontology annotation, cellular component: nuclear pore outer ring; Seh1-associated complex. The transcript has 5 exons. Gene Ontology annotation, molecular function: structural molecule activity; protein binding. Lineage: Eukaryota; Metazoa; Arthropoda; Insecta; Diptera; Tephritidae. The record is from RefSeq and is a predicted model, not a curated record.